AUGUCUGACCCAGAGAGGAACGACGCCAUCACGCGCUACACCGAGUCGCUGCUGGAAUCGCGGAACUGGGAGGUCAAGCUCAAGAAUCUGCGGCUGGAGAUCAAGGACCUUGAGAAGGAGUUCAACCAGACAGAGGAGAACAUCAAGGCAUUACAAAGUGUCGGCCAGAUCAUCGGCGAGGUCCUCAAGCAGCUCGAUGACGAGAGAUUUAUCGUCAAGGCAUCCUCCGGUCCUCGAUAUGUCGUCGGCUGCCGCUCCAAGGUCGACAAGGCGAAGCUGAAGCAAGGAACCCGUGUCGCCCUCGACAUGACAACCCUCACAAUUAUGCGCAUGCUCCCCCGGGAGGUCGACCCCCUCGUCUACAACAUGUCUCUGGAGGAUCCUGGCCAGGUCAGCUUCGCCGGUAUUGGUGGUCUGAAUGACCAGAUCAGAGAGCUGCGUGAGGUUAUCGAGCUGCCACUCAAGAACCCAGAACUCUUCCUGCGGGUCGGCAUCAAGCCACCAAAAGGCGUGUUGCUAUACGGACCCCCAGGAACAGGCAAGACCCUGCUGGCGCGUGCUGUGGCGAGUAGUCUGGAGACCAAUUUCUUGAAAGUUGUCUCCUCUGCCAUCGUCGACAAGUACAUAGGAGAGUCUGCCCGUCUCAUUCGCGAGAUGUUCGGGUACGCCAAGGAGCACGAGCCUUGCAUCAUCUUCAUGGACGAGAUCGAUGCCAUCGGUGGCCGAAGGUUCUCCGAGGGUACAUCCGCAGACCGAGAGAUCCAGAGAACACUCAUGGAGCUGCUGAACCAGCUGGACGGUUUCGACUACCUCGGAAAGACCAAAAUCAUCAUGGCCACGAACCGACCUGAUACCCUGGACCCCGCGCUGCUGCGUGCCGGACGUCUGGACCGCAAGAUCGAAAUCCCCUUGCCCAAUGAGGUUGGCCGCCUUGAGGUUCUCAAGAUUCACGCUGCCAGUGUGGUCACCGAGGGCGACAUCGACUUCGAGAGCGUGGUCAAGAUGAGUGAUGGCCUCAACGGUGCAGAUCUUCGCAACGUCGUUACAGAGGCCGGCUUGUUUGCGAUCAAAGACUACCGGGAGGCAGUGAACCAGGACGACUUCAACAAGGCUGUGCGCAAGGUGGCUGAGGCAAAGAAGUUAGAAGGAAAGCUCGAGUACAAGGAGAUUUGAUGCAGAAAAUGAGAAGAGGUAGCAGAAUUCCUGCGCCGAGUACAAGCCGCAUUGUAUAGCUAGUGAGUGGAUUGUGAUACUUUACCGUCGCAUAGACAGCCGGAAGACGUUGACAGGGGAACGUCCUGGUAAUUUACACGCUGUUCAACCUUG
Cryphonectria parasitica EP155 is the source of this 1326-nucleotide messenger RNA. RefSeq names its product 26S proteasome subunit P45. The record is from RefSeq and is a predicted model, not a curated record. Gene Ontology annotation, molecular function: ATP hydrolysis activity; ATP binding; proteasome-activating activity. The transcript has 3 exons. The coding region runs from base 1 to 1173 and encodes 390 amino acids. Lineage: Eukaryota; Fungi; Ascomycota; Sordariomycetes; Diaporthales; Cryphonectriaceae. Gene Ontology annotation, cellular component: cytosolic proteasome complex; proteasome regulatory particle, base subcomplex. Gene Ontology annotation, biological process: positive regulation of RNA polymerase II transcription preinitiation complex assembly.